Messenger RNA from Humulus lupulus (European hop), 3869 nucleotides. RefSeq lists its product as uncharacterized. Gene Ontology annotation, biological process: carbohydrate metabolic process. The record is from RefSeq and is a predicted model, not a curated record. Gene Ontology annotation, molecular function: hydrolase activity, hydrolyzing O-glycosyl compounds. The coding region runs from base 35 to 3805 and encodes 1256 amino acids. The transcript has 25 exons. NCBI's taxonomy places the organism in Eukaryota, Viridiplantae, Streptophyta, Magnoliopsida, Rosales, Cannabaceae.
CAAUUUGUUGGUAGAGAAGAAAAUCUGAAAUCGCAUGGACUGUGACGAACCUCCUCAGCACAGCAAGAAACGAUUCACUCAGAACUCUGGCUCACAAAGCCCGAAGCGAGCCAUGGCUGAGUUGAGGCACUCGAGUUCGAUCGGAGCUCGAUCCUCAUCUUCUCCGAUGAAGCGCGACGAGCACUCCUCCCCGUUGAUCUCCGAUACUCAAUCAGACGACGACGCACGCGGCCGCCAUGUUUACAAAGAUCGCGGUGACCGUUCUUUCUGCUCUUAUUUUUACUCUCUUUGCCCAUUUAUAAACGACGAUGCUAGGGUUUCUACGCAAAGCUCCAGGAUCUCACUCUUCUUGGCCGUUUUCGUCGUUCUCGUCGCUGCGAUCUCGAUUUUCUCCGUCGUUAGACAUUUAAAUACUCCAUACUUGUGUAGGAAAGAUGGCAUUGUUCUUCAUUGCCCUCAAGUCAAAGAACCUCCGUCUCUAUGGGAGAAUCCUCUCUCAGCAACCACUUCUUGGAAGCCAUGUGCUGAGCGUCGAGAUGGCGGUAUAUCAGAUGCUCCUCCUGAGAAUGAAACAAAUGGAUACAUUUUCAUCCAUGCUGAGGGAGGUCUAAAUCAACAACGAAUUGCUAUAUGCAAUGCAGUUGCUGUGGCUAAGAUAAUGAAUGCAACCCUUAUUUUGCCAGUAUUAAAGCAGGAUCAAAUUUGGAAAGACAAAACGAAUUUUGAAGACAUCUUUGAUGUAGAUCAUUUCAUUGAUUACCUAAAGGACGAUGUGCGAAUUGUUCGAGAUAUUCCUGAAUGGUUUACAGACAAAACAGAGCUUUUUACAAGUAUAAGACGGACGGUAAAAAAUAUACCAAAGUAUGCACCCGCACAGUUUUAUAUUGACAAUGUUCUACCUCGAGUGAAGGAGAAGAAGAUAAUGGCCUUAAAGCCAUUCGUCGAUCGACUUGGGUAUGAUAACGUUCCUCCAGAGAUCAACAGGCUGAGAUGUAGGGUGAACUAUCAUGCUCUGAAGUUUCUGCCUGAGAUAGAGCAGAUGGCUGAUCUAUUGGCUGCAAGGAUGAGAAACCGAACUGGAGGUUCAAAUCCUUAUAUGGCUCUUCAUCUUAGGUUUGAGAAAGGGAUGGUUGGCUUGUCUUUCUGUGAUUUUGUGGGGACAAGAGAGGAAAAAGUUAGCAUGGCAGAAUACAGAAAGAAAGAAUGGCCCCGGCGUUAUAAGAAUGGUUCCCAUCUAUGGCAAUUGGCCUUGCAGAAGAGAAAGGAAGGACGAUGUCCGCUUGAGCCAGGGGAAGUGGCAGUUAUUCUCCGUGCAAUGGGUUAUCCCAAGGAAACUCAAAUUUAUGUUGCUUCAGGACAAGUCUAUGGUGGACAGAACAGAAUGGCACCUCUUAGGAACAUGUUUCCAAAUCUGGUAACGAAGCAGGAGUUGGCAACAAAAGACGAGUUGGAUAAAUUCAGGAAGCAUGUGACUAGCUUGGCAGCACUGGAUUUCUUGGUGUGCUUGAAGUCUGAUGUCUUUGUAAUGACUCAUGGAGGUAACUUCGCUAAGCUGAUCAUAGGAGCUCGCCGGUACAUGGGCCACCGUCAAAAGUCCAUAAAACCGGACAAAGGCCUUAUGUCUAAAUCUUUUGGAGACCCAUAUAUGGGAUGGGCUACCUUCGCUGAGGAUGUAAUUGUCACCCACCAGACACGAACUGGAUUGCCUGAAGAAACCUUUCCUAACUAUGACUUGUGGGAGAACCCUCUAACUCCAUGCAUGUGCAAAGCCUAUGGUUUAACUGGUUGGUGUCAGGUUCCUCAUCAUUAUAUUUUCCCCCAAAGAAAGCCAAAACUUCAUUCUCUAGUCUUUUCCUCUGCUCUAACUAUGAAUUUGCAGGUCCUUUUCUCGGGCUCCAUAUGUUUCUUCUUCCUUUCCCUUUUUCUUCUCGUUCACAGAGUGCCAGCAGUAGAGCAUGCUAGCUUGCCACCCAGAGGUUGGAACUCGUAUGAUUCUUUUUGCUGGACCAUUUCUGAGGAAGAGUUUCUGCAAAGUGCUGAAGCCAUAUCUAAGCAGCUACUUCCUCAUGGAUACGAGUAUGUGGUUGUGGAUUAUCUUUGGUAUAGAAGAAAGGUACCUGGGGCUUAUGUCGACUCUCUCGGAUUUGAUGUAAUCGACAAAUGGGGUAGAAUGAUCCCUGAUCCAGCUAGGUGGCCUUCCUCCAAAGGAGGAAAAGGGUUCACUGAAGUAGCGAAAAAAGUACAUAGCAUGGGUUUGAAGUUUGGAAUUCAUGUCAUGAGAGGAAUUAGUACACAGGCUGUAAAUGCAAAUACUCCUAUCUUGGACACAACCAAGGGUAGUUUCUAUGAAGAAGAUGGAAAAAAGUGGAGUGCGAAAGAUAUAGGGAUGAAGGAAAGGGCUUGUGCAUGGAUGUCGCAUGGUUUCAUGAGUGUGGAUAUCAAGUUAGGGGCCGGGAGGGCCUUCCUCAGGUCAUUGUAUGAACAGUAUGCCGAGUGGGGUGUUGAUUUUGUGAAACAUGACUGUGUCUUUGGUGAUGACUUGGAUGUCAAUGAAAUAAGCUUUGUUUCAGAGGUUCUGAAGGAACUUGACCGUCCUAUACUGUAUUCUUUGUCUCCUGGCACCAGUGUGACACCUGCCAUGGCCAAGGCUGUGAGUGGAUUGGUAAACAUGUACCGGAUAACUGGGGAUGAUUGGGAUACAUGGCGAGAUGUUGCGUCCCAUUUUGAUGUUACCAGGGACUUUUCUACUUCUAAUAUGGUUGGAGCAAAGGGAUUACUUGGGAAGUCAUGGCCUGACUUGGAUAUGCUACCACUGGGAUGGCUAACUGAUCCAGGUUCAAAUAAUGGCCCACACAGAAAGUGUAAUCUCAACUUUUAUGAGCAAAGAACUCAGAUGACUUUGUGGUCCAUGGCCAGGUCUCCUCUCAUGUUUGGAGGAGAUGUUAGAAAUCUUGAUGAGACCACUCUCAGUCUGAUUACCCACCCUACUCUGCUGGAGAUAAAUCAAUUUAGCUCAAAUAAUAUGGAGUUCCCUUAUAUUACUAGUACAAAGAGCUCAAAGGAGGGAGAUGAGAUUAUUUCCAGGCAGACAAGAAAAUGUUUGUCAGAUAAAACUUCAGAAGCACAAGUUCUGGGUCUUACUAGCUGUGCAGACACAAAAGCAGUUGGUUGGUCUAGUGAAGCUCUAGAGCAAGAUUCUGAACAGAUAUGUUGGAAACAAAAUUUGGGAAGCAAACAUCAGACACCACCAUUUUGCCUAUACAAGAGAGAAUCACGACUAACAUCAGAUGAAGACAUAACUGACAAACAACAAUAUCAAGGGAAACUCCAGUUAUUAGCAAAUCACCAAUCGGGAUUUUGUUUGCAUGCUUCUCCAAAGCGAAAGAUCACCUCAAAAGAGUACAAGAGAGGCUCAUUUUCGCCAUGCAAAAGGGAUGCAAAUCAGAUGUGGGAAUUGCAUCAAAAUGGCACCCUCACAAAUAGUUAUUCUGGCCUGUGUGCGACAGUGAAGUCUGACGAAGCAGCUAAACCCAACUCAUCCGGAGUUCGCUCUUGGAUUGCAACUGGAAGAAAAGGAGAAGUAUAUGUUGCUUUUUUCAACUUGAACCCAGUGAACACAGUAAUAUCAGCAAAGAUAUCAGACCUGGCCAAGGCCCUACCUGGUGCCAAUUUGAAUGAUGGCUCAUGCAAGUACAGAGAAGUAUGGAGUGGGAAGGACUAUGGAAUAGCAAGCCACUCAAUAUCAAUGGCUGUGGAAACUCAUGGUCCUGCACUCUUUGUCUUGGACUGUGUUAGUGCACUAUAAAAAAAAAAAUUCAAUAUGCACAUGUUCUUGAUGACAUAUUUAACAGAGAUUUCUUUUCUUACUA